Messenger RNA from Lolium rigidum, 1307 nucleotides. Its product is annotated as polyadenylate-binding protein-interacting protein 9-like. The transcript is spliced from 10 exons. Bases 25 to 987 code for a protein of 320 amino acids. Gene Ontology annotation, molecular function: RNA binding. The record is from RefSeq and is a predicted model, not a curated record. Lineage: Eukaryota; Viridiplantae; Streptophyta; Magnoliopsida; Poales; Poaceae.
UUCUUGCAGUGCAUCGAGGUGCGGAUGGCGGCGGUGGCGGAGGGCUCGCCCGCGGCCGCGCAGGCGGCGUCCGCGGCGGCGGCGGCCGCGGCCAAGGAGGCGGAGUACCACCAGGACGUGCAGAAGCUGGUGGACCUGCUGUCCAAGCUCAACCCGGCCGCCAAGGAGUUCGUCCCCUCCUCGGCGGCGGCCACGCCCAGGAAGGCGCUGUCGGCGGACGCGCCCGUCUUCUACUACGGCUCCGUCGGGAAUGGCGGGAUCGGCGCGUACCCCGCCGGCGCCGACACCGCCGGAUACAUUGGGAACCAGCAGCAGCGCAUGAGGAGGAAUUUUGUAGAUAAUGAGAGGAGAAAUGGAUACUUCAACCAUGGAAGGAGGAGGACAAACGGCAGGGGGAGGCAUGCAGACAGGGAGGAGAGCAUCCGGCGAACAGUUUAUGUCUCCGAACUCGAUCAUACAGUGACGGAGGAAAGACUUGCUGAUAUCUUUGCUAACUGUGGCCAAGUUAUCGACUGCAGAAUCUGUGGUGAUCCCCACUCUGUUCUGAGAUUUGCAUUCAUCGAGUUUUCUGGUGAAGAGGGUGCUAGAGCUGCACUUAGCCUCGGUGGCACAAUGCUUGGGUUCUACCCUGUUAGAGUCUUGCCUUCAAAGACAGCUAUCUUACCUGUGAAUCCAAGAUUUCUUCCAACUACGGAGGAUGAGAAGGAAAUGGUGAUACGAACGGUUUACUGUACAAAUAUAGAUAAGACGGUUACUCAAGUAGAUGUAAAAAGUUUCUUUGAAGAACUUUGUGGUGAGGUCUCCCGUUUGAGACUUCUAGGCGACAAUGUACAUUCAACAAGGAUUGCCUUUGUUGAGUUUGUCAAUGCUGAGGGCGCUAUCCUGGCUCUGAAUUGCAGUGGGAUGAUUUUAGGCACACUGCCAGUCAGGGUUAGCCCUUCCAAGACCCCGGUGAAGCCACGCUUCAGUCGCGUGGUGUCUAACUGACUGCUUCAGUUACUCUGGAUUGUUGACGGGAAGGCUGCUUAACCAUCACCUAUAGCUUCCGCGACCCAGUGAAACUAUGAGCUUUUCCUUACAAUCCUUACAACUGAGGAGCAAUUUCUUUCUAUAGUCCCUUUCGUGAAACUGUUGGAAGGGACUGGCUAAAUCAGACCCUUGAGAGUCGGCAUCCCGCAGACAAAUCUGUGAUGGAUGUAACUAUCGUUAGAAAACCUGCCAUCAGAGUAACUUCUGUGUGCUUAAACCUUUUUUUCUUGUUAUCUCAGUGGCUGUCAAUUAAAACGGAUGAUAAUUGAACGCCUUUA